Molecule: messenger RNA, 1813 nt
Organism: Oryzias melastigma (Indian medaka)
Lineage: Eukaryota; Metazoa; Chordata; Actinopteri; Beloniformes; Adrianichthyidae
Product: SRSF protein kinase 2
Exons: 10
Coding region: 423-1667 (414 amino acids)
Biological process (GO): regulation of mRNA processing; protein phosphorylation; spliceosomal complex assembly
Molecular function (GO): protein kinase activity; ATP binding
Source: RefSeq, a predicted model, not a curated record
GAAUGGGGCAAACAGGGGAGUCGCUUCACCUCCUUGGGCGAGGUCAUCCUCGUGGUUAAACCCUUCGUAAUCUACGGUUCCACAGCAGCAAAAGGAACAGACUCAGAUGCUCACUGUCCUUCAUAUAGGGUUGAUGUCCACCGUUCAUUCUUCCUUUCUUUUCUUUUUUCUUCAAGAUUAUCCUGAUUUGAUCCCAUAGAGAUCCAUCAAAUCAUAAUUUAUAGCUGAAACAUUGUAGUUAUUGUUAUAUUCUUUGUUCAUGUCGUGAUGUUCUCUGUAUGUAACCUUUAGGUGAGGGACAGUGACCCCAAAGAUUCAAACCGUGACAGAGUUGUGCGCCUCUUGGAUGAUUUCAGGAUCACUGGAUCGACGGGAGAGCAUGUGUGCAUGGUUCUGGAGGUUCUGGGGGACCAGCUGCUGCGAUGGAUCGUCAGAUCAAACUACACCGGCCUCCCUCUGCCCUGCGUCAAGAGCAUCCUCCGACAGGUGUCGUUCAACUUUAUGCAUCAUCUAUAUCACACUAUGUCACUGAUGCAACACAUGUUUCCUCACAGGUUUUGCAGGGUUUAGACUACUUGCACACAAAAUGCAAGAUUAUCCACACAGAUAUCAAGCCCGAAAACAUUCUUUUAAGAGUCGAUGAUGCUUUUAUUCACAAGCUGGCAGCCAAUGCCCAGUUGUGUCAGCUGCCAGUGUCUUCUUCUCACACCAAUUUAGUGGAAAAACCGUCCAGAAAAAAGCAGAGUUUUUUCAACUUAGUGGGGAAGCUGUCAGGGGUUUUCCAUGGUUUUGGAGAAUGGCCCGGUAAGGUAUACAGGAAUUCAGACAGGCGGUCGGCGGGUAAAAGCAGAAAAUGUCGAAGCUCAAAGACUCCGUCCGAUCACACAUCUGUUUCUGAUGCUGCAUCGAGCGCGCACAGCUCCACCUGUCAGUCAAAGCUCACAGGUAACAACAUGAAGACGAGGAGGCAAACAUUACUGUUUGAAGAAGGACUGGACUGUGAACCACAAAGACACAGAGACUGCUCAUCGACCAGCCACUGCACAGAUGCUGCAGCCUCUGACUGCAGAUUCCAGGAGUUACAUCCCACUCCUCUGCCUUCACAGAACCCAGCUGAAGAUAUGAAGGAUCCAGAAUUAGAUUUACUGAAUCCUGAGAAUGCAGAUAAAAUUCUGAUCAAGGUUGCUGACCUGGGCAAUGCCUGCUGGGUGCACAAACACUUCACUGAAGACAUUCAAACAUGUCAGUACCGCUCAGUAGAGGUCCUGAUUGGGGCGCACUACGACACGCCAGCCGACAUCUGGAGCACCGCCUGCAUGGCUUUUGAGCUGGCCACUGGAGACUUUCUGUUUGACCCUCAGUCAGGGGUUCGGUUCUCCCGGGAGGAAGAUCACAUUGCUCACAUCAUUGAGCUGCUGGGACCUCUUCCAUCCCAGUUUGUGCAGUCUGGGCGACAUUCAAAACGAUAUUUUAACCGUAAAGGACAAUUGCGGCACAUCUCCAAGCUGAAACCAUGGAGUCUGCUGGAGAUCCUGCUGGAUAAAUACGAGUGGAGACGAGAGGAAGCUGUUCAGUUCUCCUCCUUUCUGCUGCCCAUGUUGGAGCUGCUGCCACAGAAAAGAGCCACAGCCUCACAGUGUCUGAAACACCCGUGGCUGAACGCCUAGACACGCUCACACUCACUGAUGCAAGCACGGUUUUGAUCAGGACUAUAUCACUUUUCAACAUGACUGUUGUUGUCAUUUUUAUGCACGUACAAUACAAUAAUUGUGUAGAAAUAUAUCUGAAAUAAAAUCGGGGUGUAACAAUUUAA